Molecule: messenger RNA, 2115 nt
Organism: Eremothecium gossypii ATCC 10895
Lineage: Eukaryota; Fungi; Ascomycota; Saccharomycetes; Saccharomycetales; Saccharomycetaceae
Product: AFL148Cp
Exons: 1
Coding region: 1-2115 (704 amino acids)
Biological process (GO): protein folding; cellular response to heat; protein stabilization
Cellular component (GO): plasma membrane; perinuclear region of cytoplasm; cytosol
Molecular function (GO): ATP hydrolysis activity; ATP binding; ATP-dependent protein folding chaperone
Source: RefSeq, marked provisional
AUGUCUAGCCAAGAGACCUAUGAAUUCCAAGCUGAGAUCACUCAGUUGAUGAGUUUGAUCAUCAACACAGUGUACUCGAACAAGGAGAUCUUCUUGAGAGAGUUGAUCUCGAACGCGUCGGAUGCGUUGGACAAGAUCAGAUACCAGUCUCUAUCGGACCCCAAGGUGCUAGAGAGCGACCCAGAGCUGUUCAUCCGCUUGACGCCUAAGCCUGAGGAGAAGGUGUUGGAGAUCCGCGACUCCGGUAUCGGUAUGACCAAGGCGGAGUUGAUCAACAACUUGGGUACGAUCGCCAAGUCGGGUACGAAGGCGUUCAUGGAGGCAUUGUCUGCUGGCGCUGACGUGUCGAUGAUCGGUCAGUUCGGUGUCGGUUUCUACUCGCUAUUCUUGGUGGCCGACCGGGUGCAGGUAAUCUCGAAACACAACGACGACGAGCAGUACAUCUGGGAGUCCAACGCAGGUGGCUCGUUCACCGUUACGCUGGACGAGGUCAACGAGCGCAUCGGCAGAGGUACGAUUUUGCGUUUGUUCUUGAAGGAGGACCAGCUUGAGUACUUGGAGGAGAAGAGAAUCAAGGAGGUCGUCAAGAGACACUCGGAGUUUGUUGCCUACCCAAUUCAGCUUCUAGUGACCAAGGAGGUCGAGAAGGAGGUGCCAGUUGAGGAGGAGGAGAAGAAGGAGGAGACCGAAGACGACAAGAAGCCUAAGCUAGAAGAGGUUGACGAGGAAGAGGAGGACAAGGAGAAGUCCAAGACCAAGAAGGUCAAGGAGAACGUCAAGGAGUUGGAGGAGUUGAACAAGACCAAGCCUUUGUGGACCAGAAACCCAUCUGAGGUCACCCAGGAGGAGUACAACGCCUUCUACAAGUCCAUCUCCAACGACUGGGAGGACCCAUUGGCUGUCAAGCACUUCUCGGUCGAGGGUCAGCUAGAGUUCAGAGCCAUUUUGUUCAUUCCUAAGAGAGCUCCAUUUGACUUGUUCGAGUCCAAGAAGAAGAAGAACAACAUCAAGCUAUACGUCCGUCGUGUGUUCAUCACCGACGAGGCUGAGGAGUUGAUCCCAGAGUGGUUGUCCUUCGUCAAGGGUGUUGUCGACUCUGAGGACUUGCCAUUGAACUUGUCCAGAGAGAUGUUGCAGCAGAACAAGAUCAUGAAGGUCAUCAAGAAGAACAUCGUCAAGAAGUUGAUCGAGGCCUUCAACGAGAUCGCCGAGGACUCCGAGCAGUUCGAGAAGUUCUACUCCGCAUUUGCCAAGAACAUCAAGUUGGGUAUCCACGAGGACUCCCAGAACAGAGCUUCUUUGGCCAAGCUAUUGAGAUACAACUCCACCAAGUCUGUCGACGAGCAGACCUCUUUGGCUGACUACGUCACCAGAAUGCCAGAACACCAGAAGAAUGUUUACUUCAUCACCGGUGAGUCCAUCAAGGCUGUCGAGAAGUCUCCAUUCUUGGACGCCUUGAAGGCAAAGAACUUUGAAGUCUUGUUCUUGGUCGACCCAAUUGACGAGUACGCCUUCCAGCAAUUGAAGGAGUUCGAGGGUAAGCAGUUGGUUGACAUCACCAAGGACUUCGAGUUGGAGGAAUCCGAGGAGGAGAAGAAGCAGAGAGAGGAGGAGAUCAAGGAGUUCGAGCCUUUGACCGCCGCCUUGAAGGAGGUCUUGGGUGACCAGGUCGAGAAGGUUGUCGUUUCGUACAAGUUGAUUGACGCUCCAGCCGCUAUCAGAACUGGCCAGUUCGGCUGGUCCGCAAACAUGGAGAGAAUCAUGAAGGCUCAGGCCUUGAGAGACUCUACCAUGUCCUCCUACAUGGCCUCCAAGAAGAUCUUCGAGAUCUCUCCAAAGUCCGCCAUCAUCAAGGAGUUGAAGAAGAGAGUCGAGGACAACGGCGCCCAGGACAGAACCGUCAAGGACUUGACCAGCUUGUUGUACGAGACUGCGUUGCUAACCUCUGGUUUCACCUUGGAGGAGCCAGCCAGCUUCGCUACCAGAAUCAACCGGUUGAUCUCUUUGGGUCUAAACAUUGACGAGGAGGAGUCCACCGAGACUGCUGCCGAGACGGCUACUGAGGCCCCAGUUGAGGAGGUCGCUCCAGAGACUGCGAUGGAAGAGGUUGACUAA